Messenger RNA from Colletotrichum acutatum, 1159 nucleotides. RefSeq lists its product as uncharacterized. Lineage: Eukaryota; Fungi; Ascomycota; Sordariomycetes; Glomerellales; Glomerellaceae. The record is from RefSeq and is a predicted model, not a curated record. The coding region runs from base 89 to 1159 and encodes 356 amino acids. The transcript has 3 exons.
GGAGGAUGAAGAUAAGAAACAAGAGGUGCCGCCGGCCAGAAAAGCUCGGUGUGACGAGCCAGGCAAACACUUGCUCUGUCCCUACUUCAUGAGGUAUCGGAACUCGGUGGGUGGAGCUUGUCGAGCGCCGACCUCGUUCAGGACGUUCAGUGAUCUGAAGAAUCAUCUGCACUCGAUGCACCUCGGGGGCUCUCGGGAUGAACUGCACAUGAACGAUCAGGAUUGGCGUGCCAUCCAAGUAGUACUUGAUAAAGCCAGCAAAACGAGGCCCAAGAAAGGUACCGACGCUUCCUAUCAGAAGCAUUUGGGCACUUUUCAGAAAGUUUGGAGCAUUCUCUUUCCAGACUGUGAUCCUUGGACCCAGUCUCCUUUUUGCGAGAACGAUGAGAAUCUUAUGGCAGAAGAAGUUGGAGUUUGCGAUGACUACGGGGACUUCAUUACAGGAAAAGUUGAAGAGGUCCUUCGCUCUAUGUUUGACUCUGAGGCUCAACAAGCUUUCGAACGCGGCGGAGUCUCCAGCCCGGCUGAGUAUCGCGCAUCUCGCAACAUGGUCGGUAAGAUGAUGAAGAGAAUCUUCGAAAUCGUCGCAGUCCACAAGCCGGAAGUUGCAGACCAAUUUCGUGACAUAUUCAAUUCGACCACUACAGGCGUGAUGGGUGGCCAACGGAUCGGAUCUCAGAACAUAUCUGUCGACGAGGAUCCCGGCCUUCCGAGAGCCGCCGCAGAUACUCAGGAGCCGGGGCCUUCACACUCAUCGCAGAUGACAAUCGAAUUAUCCCUCUCUGGUGGAGAAGAUUCGUCGCAUCCAGGCUCAACUUCUGUAGUCUCUAAAGAGACGUUGGUUCAGCCAGACUCGGCAACCGACGAUUUUAAGGGCGGAAAGAAGUUCUGUGAUCAGGAACCUCCAGAGACGGAUCGGCUGCAUGUACAACCGGACUUUUCGCAUAUUCUUGGCAAUUACUAUCCGCAAGAAGCCUCUGCGGAGGCUCUUUCGUCUCAGAUACCGAAGUCUUUGUCGACUCAGGAGCCUGCGACUUCUUUCCUAGAUGAGACGAUGGAAACUCCGAUGCCACACGAGAGUGCUAUUGACUGGGACUGGGAAGAAUCCGCGAGUACCUUGAUCGGUUACGGCCUGUAUCCUUUAUCUCAGUUGAACUAA